AUGAACUCUGGAAAAUUCUGGUGUGUUCUGCAACCCGUUCUCAUUCUUACUCUGCCGCUGUCUUAUCCGGUGUCUGACAGCAGUGUCUCUCUUGUGCCAAUAGGACAGCCCUCCCCAGAGAAUGAUAAUACAAUAAAAGACCUGCUGCCGGAGGACGCUGGCAUCGAUCACCAGACUGUCCACCAGCUCAUCACAGUGCUGAUGAAGUUCAUGGCGAAGGACGAGAGCAGCGCAGAGUCAGACAUCAGCAGCGCUAAGGCCUUCAACACAGUCAAGCGCCACCUCUACGUCCUGCUCGGCUAUGACCAGCAGGAGGGAUGCUUCAUGAUUGCACCACAAAAAAUGCGUGUUUCAACCUGCUUUAAUGCCUUUAUUGCUGGAAUACCACAAGUAAUGGACUAUAACAUCAACCUGGGAAAACACCUUCUUCCCUUGGUGGUUCAGGUGUUGAAAUAUUGCACCUGUCCUCAGCUCAGGCAUUACUUUCAGCAGCCUCCUCGCUGCUCCCUCUGGUCCCUCAAGCCUCACAUUCGGCAGAUGUGGUUAAAAGCUUUGCUUGUCAUUCUCUAUAAGUACCCCUACAGAGACUGUGAAAUCAGCAAGAUUGUACUUCACCUAAUCCACAUCACAGUCAAUACCCUCAACGCUCAGUAUCACAGCUGCAAGCCCCAUGCAACUGCUGGUCCUUUGUAUAGUGACAACAGUAACAUAAGCCGAUACAGUGAAAAGGAAAAAGAGGAAGAUAGUGUUUUUGAUGAAUCUGAUAUUCAUGAUACACCAACUGGACCUUGUAAUAAAGAAUCUCAAACUUUCUUUGCAAGGCUGAAAAGAAUUGGUGGCAGCAAAAUGGUGAAAUAUCAACCAGUUGAGAUGAAUGCUCAGAGAAGUGAAAUAGAGCUGGCUGAAUAUAGAGAGACGGGGGCCUUACAAGACAGCAUUCUGCGCUGUGUGAGAGAAGAAAGCAUUCAGAAAAAAAAACUGCGCUCUCUAAAACAAAAAUCUCUUGAUAUAGGGAAUGCAGACUCCCUGUUGUUUGCCUUAGAUGAGCACCGCAGGAAGUCCUGCAUAGACCGCUGUGACUUGGACAGACCUCCUGUCCCUGCCGCCCAUGCCACGCACAGGCAGAGCGACUAUGGGCGCUCGCGGCAGAACUCUUCUACUAAAGCUGAGCAUGUAGAGGCGCAAGAACAUCUUCCUCGUACAGAGAGUUUCCAGGAAACAAGAAGACCUGUCAUACCAGAAGUUAGGCUAAACUGCAUGGAAACGUAUGAAGUGAAAGUGGACUCUCCAGUGAAACCUGCUGGUCCUAAGGAAGAUUUAGAUCUGAUAGAUUUGUCCUCUGACUCAACAUCGGGUCCUGAAAAGCAUUCGGUACUCUCCACUUCAGACAGUGACUCUUUAGUCUUUGAGCCACUUCCGCCCCUUAGAAUAGUGGAGAGCGAUGAAGAAGAAGAAACAACAAACCAGCUGAAUGCUGGGGUCUCUGGCAAAACUGCUGCAUCAUCUCCCUCAAGCCCUAUCAAUGUCUCUGCACUCAGCCUCAGCACAACUCCGCUCGUCCAGUUCAGCAUUGAAGAUUGCUCCAAAGACUUUAGUUCUAAGGAUACAAGCAACAGUGCUUCAGCAGGAAUAGAGGAGUUCCUUUCUACCUCUCCCAAAGAUCAAAACAACUCUUCAGAGUCAGUUAAGCCAGAAGGACUUCAGGACAUGUCCAGUGGGAACCCACUAACACUGAAACAGAAAAGGGACCUGCUGCAGAAGUCAUUUGCCCUUCCAGAAAUGUCCCUUGAUGAUAACUCUGAGCUCAGCAUGGAGGAAAUUAAACCUAGUGGAGCAAUUCCAAGCCCAAAUGUAAAGACAGUCCUCAUUAAAGUCCCUGAAGAUUCUGAAAACCAAACAGAAAGUAGUAGACUUGACACCAACACAGAAUCUGACAAUGAGCAAAACAUGGAGCAGAAACAAGAAGAGGAGACUGAGGAGUCAGAAUUUAAGAUUCAAAUUGUUCCUCGCCAGAGGAAGCAGAGGAAGAUUGCUGUGAGUGCUAUUCAGAGAGAAUACCUGGACAUUUCCUUUAACAUCCUUGACAAGCUGGGAGAGCAGAAGGAGGCAGAUCCUGCUGCCAAAGGACUUUCAACACUAGAAAUGCCAAGAGAGUCAUCGUCUGCACCGACCCUUGAAGCAGGUGUCCCAGAGACAAGUAGUCACUCUUCCAUAUCAACUCAGUUCAGACAAAUGAAAAGAGGCUCUUUGGGAGCUCUGACAAUGAACCAGCUAAUGAAGAGACAGCUGGAACACCAGUCUAGUGCUCCCCACAAUAUCAGCACUUGGGAUACUGAGCAGAUACAGCAUGGAAAGCGGCUGUGCAAUGUCCCUGUUUGCUUAAACCCCGACUUGGAGGGACCACCACUGAGAAUCAGAGGUGCCACAAAAUCUAGCUUGCUGUCAGCACCCAGUAUAGUCAGUAUGUUUGUACCUGCACCAGAAGAAUUUGCUGAUGACCAGCCCAUUUUGAUGACUGACAAGUGCCAUGACUGUGGGGCUAUUCUUGAAGAAUAUGAUGAAGAAACACUAGGCCUGGCCAUAGUUGUUCUCUCAACCUUCAUUCACCUUAGUCCAGACUUGGCUGCUCCUUUGCUGUUGGACAUUAUGCAGUCUGUAGGAAGGUUGGCAUCAAGUACCAGUUUUUCUAACCAAGCAGAAAGCAUGAUGAUCCCUGGAAAUGCUGCAGGUGUGGCCAAGCAGUUCCUCCGUUGUGUGUUCCAUCAGCUGGCUCCCAACGGCAUCUUCCCACAGCUCUUCCAGAGCAAUAUUAAAGAUGGAAGUUUUUUACGGACCUUGGCCACAUCUCUUAUGGACUUUAGUGAGCUGAGUUCCAUCGCUGCACUGAGCCAGCUGUUAGAGGGUUUGAACAACAAAAAGAACUUGCCAGCAGGGGGUGCGAUGCUACGCUGUCUGGAAAAUAUUGCUACUUUUAUGGAAGCCUUGCCGAUGGAUUCACCCAGCAACCUCUGGACCACAAUUAGUAACCAGUUUCAGACCUUCUUUACUAAACUCCCUUGUGUUUUGCCACUUAAGUGUUCUUUAGAUUCUAGUUUAAGAAUCAUGAUUUGCUUGUUGAAGAUACCUACCACUAGUGCCACCAGGAGUCUUCUGGAGCCUUUUUCAAAAUUAUUAAGCUUCGUAAUUCAGAAUGCUGUCUUCACUCUGGCCUACCUGGUGGAACUGUGUGGUUUGUGCUACCGAGCCUUCACUAAGGAAAGGGAUAAAUUCUACUUGACGCGCAGUGUCAUACUGGAGUUACUGCAGGCACUCAAGUUAAAGUCACCCUUACCAGACAUGAAUCUGCUGCUGUUGGUGCAGUUUGUUUGUGCAGAUGCUGGCACAAAACUAGCUGAGUCAACAAUCUUGCAUAAACAGAUGAUUGCCUCUAUGCCUGGAUGUGGAACAGCAGCAAUGGAAUGCAUGAGGCAAUAUGUUGGGGAAGUGCUGGAUUUCAUUGCAGAUAUGCAUACAUUAACCAAAUUAAAGAGUCACAUGAAGACUUGUUCUCAGCCACUGCAUGAAGACACUUUUGGUGGACAUCUGAAAGUUGGUUUAGCUCAGAUUGCUGCUAUGGAAAUCACACGGGGAAACCACAGAGACAACAAAGCUGUGAUCCGAUAUUUGCCUUGGCUUUACCAUCCUCCUUCUGCAAUGCAACAAGGGCCCAAAGAGUUCAUAGAGUGUGUUUCACACAUUCGUUUGCUGUCCUGGCUACUUCUGGGGUCUCUGACACACAAUGUUGUCUGUCCAAAUUCUCCAUCAUCUUGCAUGCCUAUUCCACUGGAUGCAGGUUCACAAAUUGCUGACCACCUUAUUGUUAUUCUGAUUGGGUUUCCAGAGCAAUCAAAGACAUCUGUUCUGCACAUGUGUUCCCUCUUCCAUGCAUUUAUAUUUGCUCAGCUCUGGACAGUGUAUUGUGAACAAACAGCAGUAGCUCCAACAGUCCAAAAUCAGAACGAAUUUAGCUUUACAGCAAUCCUUACAGCCCUGGAGUUCUGGAGCCGGGUGACACCUAGCAUCCUACAGCUAAUGGCACAUAACAAAGUGAUGGUGGAAAUGGUGUGCCUGCACGUGAUCAGUUUAAUGGAGGCUUUACAGGAGUGCAACUCUACUAUCUUUGUAAAGCUCAUACCAAUGUGGUUGCCAAUGAUACAGUCUAAUCUAAAGCACUUAUCUGCUGGACUCCAGCUACGCCUCCAAGCUAUCCAGAGCAAUGUCAACCAUCACAGCCUAAGGAUGUUACAGGGGUCAGGACAAAUGAACAACAGCUCCUCUGUGCUCCGCAAAUGGCUACAGUGUACCCAGUUUAAAAUGGCUCAAGUGGAAAUUCAGUCAUCAGAAGCUGCUUCUCAAUUUUAUCCUUUAUGAUUCAUUUAAUUUGUUCUAAAUGUUUGUUUUUAGCCUAGCAAUAACAGGAAGAGAGCUGUUAAAAGACCUUUUGUAUAAAUCAAUAUACAGAGUAUAUACUGUAUCUAUACUUUUUAGCCUAGAACAGAUUGUGCAAAAGCUUAUCAUGGGUGAAGCCAAAAGCCUGAUCCUGCCAGUCUUUAGUUACACUUAGGAUCAACAGGUUCUCAAGUUUGCAUCCGUGAAUGUGUAUUUGCAGGAUUGGACUCAAUUCUAUCCCGUUGUACAUAUCUCUCCGAUCAUUGAAAUAUCUUGUUCUCAAACGUUUCUUUAUUUUUGAAGCUACAACAAAUAUCACUUUUCUUUAACUUCUAUUUUUUUUAAAAAUAGAAUUGUGGGUAUUCACAAACAUGGAAGUGCUAUGUUGCUAUUUUUUGAUGAUAACAAAAGAAAACAGGGUUUUUAGGAACCUUUAUAGGAGUAUUUUGGGGGGGGUUCUCUUUUUUUUUUUUUUUUUUAUUUUUAGAUUCACAGCUGGCAAUGCAAUAAAACCUGUCUCUAUAAAACAGUGAUGUUCUAAUGAGGCUUUUCGUCAUCGUCUUCUGGGAAAACAGCAGCUUGUAAGGAGAGUUAUUAUAAAGUGCACUUAGAAAUUAGGUUGUUAAACUGUGCCAAUUCAUUUGUCUUUUUUCUUCAGUACUGUUUUACAAAACUGAGAAGUAUGAUUUGUUAUUUUUUGAAAUAGUGCUUUUACUGCAUUGAUUUUGUGCUGCUCUUCUUUGUAGGUUUCAUAGAAGCCUCUUUAAUUUUGUGACUACUGUAUUGUAUUCUCCUGUCAAUACUUGUAUACAGUGCAAUUAAAAAUGGAUAUCCCAGACAUACUCUUA
Merops nubicus (carmine bee-eater) is the source of this 5276-nucleotide messenger RNA. RefSeq names its product protein unc-79 homolog. The record is from RefSeq and is a predicted model, not a curated record. The transcript is spliced from 25 exons. NCBI's taxonomy places the organism in Eukaryota, Metazoa, Chordata, Aves, Coraciiformes, Meropidae. Bases 1 to 4410 code for a protein of 1469 amino acids. Gene Ontology annotation, molecular function: protein binding.